Molecule: messenger RNA, 2746 nt
Organism: Linum trigynum
Lineage: Eukaryota; Viridiplantae; Streptophyta; Magnoliopsida; Malpighiales; Linaceae
Source: the annotation of a GenBank genome assembly
AAAUCUUGAAUGGUUUUUGUGCAAAUUCAUGUGCUUUGUUGUUCAUCACAUCUUAAGUGAUGAUUGCCAUCAUUUUGACAUGAAUCGCAUGUUUAAAAUGACGGUUAUGAAGCGAGUGCACUGAAUGCACUCAAAAAAGUGAGUGCACUGAAGACGCUACCAUAUAUAUAUAUGGUGACUUCUACGGUGCCCAGGGAAAAAGCCGGGUACGGGUACCUUGGCCGAUCUUAACCGUUCGUUUUCAAUCUCCACGACUCACGUUUGUUAAACCUAACUGCGCCACUAAAUAACUAAACAAAUUACAAAAAGCCUCCUCCGCGUUAAGUUUGUUUUCAUCCUAGUCCAACUAACUGCCCCGAUUAAAUUAAAUGGAUUAAGACCCAAACCCAAUUGGGUAGACCCACUGCCGCCCAAACCAAUUUCCAGUCUCCCUAACCAAUUACACGAUCCCUCUCUCGUCUUGGAGGGACGCCCCUUCACAGUUCCAAGAGAAGCUCCCCAUCCACAUUCGACGUAGAUUGAAUUUCCCAAAAAAAUUUUGUCUUGUUUCUUCUUCGCCAUUGUAUAUCCCCUCGCCUAUCUCUUUCUAACACGAUUACGGCGACCAUGUCUAUUAUUGUGUUCAUCGAACUUUUCAUUUGCAAAAGAACCCUUGAAAGAGGUUUGCUAACCCUAGGGUUCAUGUCCCUAGUGCUUUGUCAUCUUGUCUUAGCGUUAUUGUGAUUUUCUCGAGCCUUAUAUCUCUCGGUGAAUUUAGGUUUCCUGAUAUGUAGUGUUCGUCUCGCCCAGAGGAUUGAGGAAGAAGAUGAAGAACACAUAAUUUGAUUCGAAUCGGAUGGAGAGGUCUCCUUAGUUUGUGUUUAUGUAUUAACGGUGCGUUUAGGACUAAUUCUAGUUGGACUGGGUCUGAUCAUUGAUUUUUGCAGGCUUUUAAAUAACAUUCAAACGUGGGCUUGUACAUGACCCAUGCAAUAUUCAAAAGUGGGCCUGGAACGUGCGAGCCCAUUAGUUUUCUCCUGCGGUAUCAGCGCCAACCCUAGUUUAACUAGCUUUAGCUACCCUAGUUUAACCUACACGAGUUAACAUCAUCAUUACUACAUAUCUUCCCAAAUCUUCUAACUCUUGACAUUCCAGACUCAACCGUCUCCAUCACACGUCUCCACACUCAACCCCCACGAUCACUUUUUCUUACACCUACAAUCUCUCUUUCCUCCAUCUUCACCUUCCCUUGUUCCUUCUUCCUCUGACUCCAUGGCAAACAAAGGCAAAUCGUUUGCGGAUAUGGGCAUACUAACUCUAUCAAACGACGACUGCCGAUCCACCCUAAGUCUCGCGGACUAUCUUUCAUUCACGAGCAAGACAUCUAUUGUGGCCGAGUAUGAGUUCAUCCACCUGUCCCCUUUCCCUCAAGAAGUGAAGCAGUUAAUUAAAAAUCUUGGCUGGGAAAAGUUCUUUGAUCUCCGGAGUCGAGGAAGCACCAGUUACUGCCCGCAUGUGGUGAGGAAGUUCUACCACAAUUUAGAGCUGUCUGGUCCCUCCGAUUCUCAUCUCGUGUCGGUCUUCCUGGGUUAUAGAGCCUGCUUCCAGCCUCAUCAGUUUGCUGAGAUCCUCGAUCUCCCCGCCGCAGGACACCACAUUGAUAGCAGAAGCGAUCUUCGGCUGUACGAUUUUGAGUUCGAAGUUGAACUGGCGAGACUGACGAAUGGGCGCAUCCAGGCUUCUUUCCUCCCAGAUCCUCUUCGAUUCCUCCAUUGGAUGAUCAUCAACUGCUUCAUGCCAAGGUACAGUGGUCAUUCGAUAAUUCGUAAACUUGACCUGUUUAUCCUUGUGCAAGCUCAAAGAGGUGUUCCUCUUAACCUCGCAUCUCUCAUGUGCGUGAACAUGGUUGAGGCUGCUCCUAGAGGGGAAAACUGGUACACUGCCUUUCCAUAUGCCACCUUCUUGACCACCUUUCUUGGAAGGGUUGGGAUGGAUAUGGGGGUUUAUGCUAGGGAGGACCAUUCCGCCUAUUUGCCAGUCUACCGUAUCGUCGAAGUGACCAAUACUUUUUAUGACCUUCGGCAUACGGAGCAUGAAGAGACCCCUGAGGCAUCCUCAAGCAAACGUCCUCGGCUUACAUGAGAGUCGAUUGAUGCAGGGCGGGGUGGAGCAGUGAAGGGGCCAGCAUUGGAUGUGUUUUGUUAAGAAGUUUACUGUAAGGCUUCGUUGUUUUUUUUUCCAGUCUUUUUCUCCAUCACUCAAAACUGUCAGGUACUGAGGGGAGCCAGUACAUCAUCUGAUUAGGAAAGUCUCCCAUUUUUUUAAUUAUCCAGACAAAUAUUUUUCUAUGCAUGCAGUAUUUUGUGAAUUUGCCAUGGCUAAUUUCCCUAAGACAGGUGACGAGAUGCAGUAAUGGUCAUCCCUAAGCAGGUGCAAUUGCAUCCUACACUUGCUAUGAUGUGAGAAGCUAUUGCAAGGGUGCAAAUUUGGUUGCAAUUGAAAUUGGCCCACGAGUGGGGACUAUUGAUGAAAUUGCAAUGUUUUCUCAAAAUUAUAGAAGUGGAAGUAGGGACUACCUAUGAAAUUGCAAAUGAAUUUCAUUGGGGGAGAUUUUAAUCCGCUUUUGUUCUAAGCAGUUCCAAUUAGGUUGAUUAUAAUGAUUUUUUAUCUAUGGUGAUUUUUUUCUCCUUUUUCAUCAAGACUCAUGCUUCUUUUAUCCCCCUGUGGAUCUAUCAUGCUUCGUUUAUAGUAAAAUAUCCUUUUAAUU